Molecule: messenger RNA, 1124 nt
Organism: Tarenaya hassleriana
Lineage: Eukaryota; Viridiplantae; Streptophyta; Magnoliopsida; Brassicales; Cleomaceae
Product: tobamovirus multiplication protein 1-like
Exons: 11
Coding region: 203-1069 (288 amino acids)
Cellular component (GO): plant-type vacuole membrane
Source: RefSeq, a predicted model, not a curated record
GUUGAUCUUCGUUUCUCUCUUCUCUCUCCCCCUCUCUCUCUCUCUCUCUCGUCGCCAUCAUCAGGCCUUGGUUCCAGAGAUUCAAACACCGGUUUCUGGAUUGAGCAGUUCCUCUUGAGCUCGGUCGAUUUUGGAUUUUUCUUCUGGCUCUGUUAAUUUCCCGAGAAAGUCUAUUCGGCGGGCAUAGACAUUGUAUCAGAUAAUGGGGAGAGUGGCGGCGGAAGGUUUGGAGAUUUCGAGGGAGAUGGCGACGGCGAGUUGGUGGGAAGAGAUUAAUGAGUCAACUACAUGGCAGGACGGGAUCUUCUUCACCCUCUGCGGUGCUUAUGCUCUAGUUUCCGCCGUUGCUCUAAUCCAAUGGGUUAGGAUUCAGAUGAGAGUGCCUGAAUAUGGCUGGACCACUCAGAAGGUCUUUCACCUUAUGAACUUUGUCGUCAAUGGAGUUCGCGCAGUUCUGUUCGGACUUCACAAACAAGUAUUUCUUUUGCAUCCCAAGGCACUUAGCUUGGUACUGUUGGAUCUUCCCGGCCUCCUGUUUUUCUCGGCUUACACACUGCUUGUGCUGUUCUGGGCCGAGAUAUAUCACCAGGCAAGAAGCUUACCAACAGAUAAGCUGCGGAUAUUUUAUAUUUCAGUCAAUGCGGCUAUAUACUUGGUGCAGGUCGGUAUCUGGGUAUACCUCUGGAUAGAUGACAACAGUCUAGUGGAGUUAAUUGGAAAGAUAUUCAUUGCAGCCGUCUCGUUCAUCGCCUCGUUAGGUUUCUUGCUGUAUGGAGGAAGAUUGUUUUCCAUGCUAAGAAGGUUUCCUAUUGAAUCAAAAGGAAGGAGGAAGAAACUCCAUGAGGUCGGAUCGGUCACGGCCAUAUGCUUCACCUGCUUCCUUGUAAGAUGCAUUGUGGUGGCUGUAUCAGCCUUUGACAUGGAUUUGUCGCUCGACGUCUUGGACCAUCCGGUCCUGAACCUGAUCUACUACAUGGCGGUGGAGAUACUACCGUCGGCGCUGGUGCUCUUCAUCCUGCGUAAGCUGCCCCCAAAGAGAGUGUCGGCUCAGUACCACCCCAUCCAGUAGACAUCAAAAAUCAGAAACUGCAACAACCUGUGUUCCCUGUCUUAUGAUGCUGAGG